This is a messenger RNA of Budorcas taxicolor (takin), 1596 nucleotides long. RefSeq names its product testis expressed 45 (gene SAXO5). Lineage: Eukaryota; Metazoa; Chordata; Mammalia; Artiodactyla; Bovidae. The coding region runs from base 1 to 1596 and encodes 531 amino acids. The transcript has 8 exons. The record is from RefSeq and is a predicted model, not a curated record.
AUGUCUCCAACCCCGAGCCCACCUUGCGACCCGCUCAUUCCUGUCUCCGCCUCCUCGCAGGUGGCACCUCCCCCCGCUACGGCCGCGGGCGCCCUCCUGCCGUGCCCAGUGUCCCGGCUGGACUUCCUCAAGGCCUCGCACUUCGCGCUGGGGCCGGACCCGCGGCUGCACGCGGACGCCAAGCAGCCCACAUCGCACCGGGACUUCCCCGCCUACUCGGGCUCUAUCCGUGGGCCACUGUGCCCGCCGCCGUCCUGCUCAUCCCUCUUCCAAAAGGAUGCGCGCUGGGCGGGCCAGGAGCGCCUGUCGGAGACGCGCUGCGCCUAUGAGCCCCCGCCACCUGUGCUGUUGAGGGAGCAGGAGCGGGAACUGGCGCGGAAGCGCACACUCGCCACGCAAGCCGGUCACCUGCACGUGCACGCGGAAGCGCGCGCGCGCACCGGCCUCUCCACCGCGCGCGGCGACUACAGCUGGCCAGAGCCGUCGGAGCGCGCUCGCGAACACACCCGCGGAGCGCGCCUCAUCUUCGACCGCGACUCGCUGCCGUCCGGCGACCGAGCCAAGCUGCGCAUCCCGCCCACCACGUACCGGGAGUUCUUCCCGCUCCACGACCUUUGCCUGAAGCCCCGAGAGCCUGCCUGCCGCCUCUGUGGGCCCAAUCCCCUCCAGUGGGAGCACAAAAGACAGGAUGAUAGCACCUCCUACCAGAGACAGUUCCAGGCCCUGCCAGGCCCACCUGUCUUGCCGUGUAAGAGGGCCUCCUCCAGCAUAGGACUGGGAGACUUCAAGAUUGGCUACAGGCCCAUGUGCACAGAGCAGAAACAAGCCUAUGGGCCUCCAGAUCUGCCCCCGGACAGGUAUGACAAGGCCCAGGCCUCAGCCCACAUUCACUGUGUGAACAUCCGUCCUGGGGAUGGCCUCUUCCACGACAGGACCACCAAGAGGGAACACUUCUAUGCCCGGGAGCCAGAACCUUUCCUUCUUCACCAUGACCAGACUCCGGAGUCACACAUCCUGGAAGGAAACGGGUGUCCCGGUCCGGGGAGCCUCACCACCUCCACACACUUCUUCUACCGUCAGCCCCUGCAAACGAGCGAGCUAGCCAGCCGCCACGUGCCUCAUGAGACACUGCAGAGUCACAUAACCCUAGGGGAGCCGUCGCUGCUCGGACAGUUCUUCCAGACCUCCAUGGGCACGGACUAUUUACCCCCUGGGAUGCCAAAGCCGCGGAAAGCGCCCAACCUCCACCUGCAGCGCAGCAACCUGCCGGAGGGCACCGGUGACGUAGAUUUUUUAACCACGAACCGGAAGAUGCUGAAGCCACACGGAAUAGCUCCAGCCUCUGUGACGGAGGAGCUGCUACAGCGGUGCAAGUAUAGCCACUUGGAGCCCCCGCUGGGUCAACAGCGCUUCUUCUCAACCCUAAACAAGGAUGAAUUUACCUUCAAGUACCAGGGCCCAGCAGUGCUAAGAUGGGACGACUUCCAGGAGAGUCACUUGCCCCUGGGCUCUCUUCAUCAGUGGGGCUGUGGGGCUCGGAAAGUGGACCCUCGGGCCCCCCAGACCCCUAUCUACCCAUGCCCUAGCCAGCAAUAA